Engraulis encrasicolus (European anchovy) is the source of this 555-nucleotide messenger RNA. Its product is annotated as serum amyloid P-component-like. The transcript has 4 exons. Bases 1 to 555 code for a protein of 184 amino acids. The record is from RefSeq and is a predicted model, not a curated record. Lineage: Eukaryota; Metazoa; Chordata; Actinopteri; Clupeiformes; Engraulidae.
AUGGUUAAAGAAAGAGAAGCCAUCGCCAUCGUGAAAGAAGAGCUAUAUGCACAGCUGAACAUGAUCUUUCACCUGACGUUCAUGAUCUUCUGCACUGCAUCACAAGCUGCAAGUGAUCUGUCGGGAAAAGUCGUCAUAUUUCCUGUGAAGGGAAACACCGCUCACGUGAGACUAACUCCACUGCUCUCCAACAUUCUGUUCUCAACAACAUUCUGCCUGAGGUUCUACACUGAUUUAAGUACUGGUUUGGCUCGUGUGACUGUCAAUGAAGUCCAUAGCGUGAAGACGUCUAGACAUGCUGGAGGCUCCAUUGCUGGGACGCCCAUUAUAAUUUUAUGCCAGGACCAGGAUAGCUAUGGGGGAGGGUUUGAUGCCAAUCAGGCUUUCACUGGACACAUUAAAGAUGUGCACAUGUGGGAUCACGUCAUUUCUGCUUGUGAAAUCAACAAUUACAUGCAAGGUUUUGCUCACAGCCCAGGUAAUUACCUUGACUGGACAAGGAUGGACUACUCUGUUCAUGGCUAUGUGCUGGUAGAGGAUGAUGACACCUGCUAA